GCGGCGCCGGCCAGGGGCCUCCCGCGGUGGGGUGGGGAGCGCUGCCUUCCUGCCUCCCGCUGCGACACGCGGGGAAGGCGCUGCUCUCCCUCCCUCCCCUUUCUUUCUCCUUCUCUCUCUAUCUCUCUUUCUUCCUCCUUCCCUCCCUCCCUCUGUCCCCCCUGGUUUCCUGGGAAUUGAGGUGAAUGGAGCGGAGGGGUGGGAGGAUUGGCGCUGAGGGUGGCCCUUGUAAGCCUGACCUUUCAGUCCUUAAAACCUGUGCAUGACCCAAAAUCCUGAUUUUCAGUUUAGUUUGUGGUUUUGUUUUGCAGGGAAAGGUGUUACUAUUCCUGUAUACUUCUGAGAGUUACUUUGAGUAACUGGGAGUGAGUGCUUGGAAGCUGCGUAAAUCCCACAGUGAAUGCUUCCAGUGAGGCUUUUGUGGGCGUAAUGGUACAGCAUCAGCGUCUUCAUGUUCCUAGAAAGGGGUGGAUAUGACAAGAGCGUGCAGCUUAGAUGCUCUCAUUAGAAGUGCUAGAAUAAAUCUGUGCUGUUUUUAAUAAUAGGAGGUCCUGUAUUAUAUUUAAAGUCUUUGUGAGUAUUUAGACACCUUAAGUUGACUCGCUGUGGUUCUUCUCAGUAAUACUCUUUAAGCAGGCUCUUUACCAAGCUUUAGAGUUUUCAUUGUUAGUCUUAUAAUAAUUCUUGAUCUGUAGUGUCUGGGACUUCAAGGGUACCAAGACUGUCAGAAAUACACAAAGAUGCGGAAACCCUCAGAAUCUGCAAGCAAAGAGUAGGGUUUGAUACAUUGAUUUUUUUUCCCUGGGUGAAUUAUUCAGAGUUGGUUGGUACUUUCAAAUGUGAAUGUUGACAGCAUUGAAGUUUUGCCCGGUUGUGACAACAGUAUAGUGAGCUGACAUAUUUUGUUGUCAAAAUGUUAGUGCUGCAAGAUGUAAAGUCACAGUGGAGGCGGUGACCCAUACAGUUGCUAACGUAGCAGCCCCAUUGCAGCCUAGCAGAAUAUUCUUUUUGAUGCUGAUGAAGGAUGGGCCGUUAGUAACUGCAGGUGUUCAGGCAAGGAUAAGUGGUAAUACAUCAGUUGUUGCAUUAAUAUAAACCACAAUGUAUUGUCUCCAUUUCUCUUGCUCCAAUUAGUAUAUUAGAAUGAUGCGUUAAACAAACUGAACAAGUGGGAUUAUAAGUCUGCUUCUGAAGGCUUCUGCUGUUGAUAAUUUUAUUCAGCUUAUGCAUUUCUGGGUGCUUUCCUCUUUUGAGGUGGGAGCUUCUUUGACCUUUAUGGUCAAUGCUUUCUUAAAUAUAUUUUUUUCUUUUAUUGCCUUUCGCUUAAUAUAAGCCAAAAUUUUUGUGAACAGGUCAAGGAACAUUGAAAGAAAGCCUCUUCCUUCAGGAUAUUUGAUAUCUAUGUUGGGUACGCCUAGACUUACUGCAGUUAUGCUUCUAACUGCUUUUGAAAAUCUUACAGCCUAAGAUUUGUUAUUUAGGAAGAGAUGGAUCCCUAUUUUUUCUCAAUGCCUCCCUCGCAGUGUUUUAUGUACUGCCAUGGUGAUGUUUUCCCUCUGCUCUUACACUUCUGCGUUUUUGUAUUACCGAUAGAAAAUUAAGUCUAUUCAGUGUUUUCUGCUUGUCCCAAGUACUGAGGAAGGAGGAGGAGAAAGUUACUUUUUUUUAGUUCCCCCCUGAACUGUGUCUUACCUCCUGUCUAGGUAAUUGAACAGGUUUUCAGAGUUGUGAAAACUGACAGAAAAUGGCAUAUCGAAGAGAUGAAAUGUGGUCUGAAGAGCGAUAUGACUAUGAAAGAGUUCCAAGAGAACGUCUCCCUCCAAGGAUUCAUCCUGAUGAUGAUUACCAUAGAGUAGUAAACGUUGUGCCCAAGAAACCACCACUGCUUGAAAGACCUGGAGAUGGGAAUUACAGUCGAUAUGAUGAUUACAAUCAUGCUGAGUACAGAGACUAUGAUGAGGGUCGCGGUUUUGCUCACGACCGCAGAAGCGGCCCUCCACACCGAGGUAAUGAAUCAGGAUACAGAUGGCCACGGGAUGAUCAUCCUAUAAGUCGGCAGCCUGAAUACAGGGACGUCAGAGAUGGCUUCAGAAGAAAAAGCUUCUAUCCUUCUCAUUAUGUGAGAGACCGAUCCCCUCAUAAGAGGGACUCUCCUUUCUUCAGGGAAUCGCCAGGGAGCCGAAGGGAUUCUCCACACAGCAGAUCUGGCUCUAGUGUCAGCAGCAGGAGCUACUCUCCUGAAAGAAGCAAAGCCUAUCCUUUCCACCAGUCUCAGCAUAGCAGAAGUAAAGAGAGGACAUCAGUUCAGUCACUGAAGACGUCAAGAGAUGCAUCACCAUCAGGCUCCACAGCAAUACCCUCAUCAAAGGCCUUGGAAAAAAGCAACAGACUAUCUGAAAAGGAACUCGCAGAAGCUGCAAGCAAGUGGGCAGCCGAAAAGUCAGAGAAGGCCGAUGAAAGCAAUUUACCUGAAAUAACGGAGUAUGAUGCUGGAUCUUCAGCUCCAUUGUAUGUCGAACAAACAGAGGAAACGGAAACAAAUGUGAUGGAUAAUACAGAAUUAUAUGAGGAUGGCCAUCUUCUUGGCCGCUCAAAAGCAAUUGCGACUAAGAUGAAGGAGAUUGAACAGGGGUCCUGGCUGACUGGGGAAGUUCCAGUGGACUGGAAGCUGGCUGAUGUUGUGCCCAUCUACAAGAAGCGUUGCAGGGAGGAUGCAGGGAACUACAGGCCUGUCAGUCUGACCUCAGUGCCAGGGAAAGUCAUGGAACAGAUGAUCUUGAGUGCUAUCAUGAAGCACAUGCAAGAGAACCAGGUCUACAGACAAGACUGUGAAACCUUUGGCAUGGUAGUGAAGAUGCUCAUUGAUAAAGAUCCAUCAUUAGAGAAGUCCAUUCAGUUUGCCCUGAGACAGAAUUUGCAUGAAAUAGGUGAGCGAUGCAUUGAAGAACUCAAACAUUUCAUUGCUCAGUAUGAUGCUGCCAAUCAAGAUUUAUCAGAAUCCUUCAAAGAGGGCUCAUACUAAAGACAAUAGUAAUGCUUUUCAGUCCUCUGCGUUGUGUAUGCCAUAAUACAUAAUGUGUUUUGGGGAGAAGGAGGAGAUCUUGCUGGAGAUUGGAAGGCUUGUACUCCUUCGUAGUAGCUCAGGUGGCCAUAUCUUGUUCCUCGUGGUCUCCACAAUCGUGUUCUUCCCACCUGUACUUGUUGACGUGUAUUCCUCUGAAAAUAUGUUCUUUUAUAAAAUGCUGUAAAGUGACAAACUAGCAUUGAAACUUUUACACAGGUAGGAAAAAAAGUUAAGUUUGAUGUAUGUACAUUUAAUUUUGAUGUUUAUAAUGUAACUUCAAACACUUUUUUUAUUAAAAUAACAAAAUAACAAGAAGCAGCUCUUCGUUCUUUGACUUAUGCAGAAGUAUGUCUUGUUUUCACACAUACUACAGGAAGAGAAGCCUUGCAAAAUUGUUUGCAACUAUUAUUUAGAUUAUUUAUUAUAGUUUAAUUUUAAACUUUUAGUGCAUUCUGUAAAAUCACAUUAAGGGUUAUCUCCAGUCUUUGACUGCCAGAGGACCCCUUAGCUACCUUAUACAAGAAGUGCUGUAUUUUUUGUUCUAAUUGCAAGUUCUGCAAAUGCCUUUUGAAAUUUUGGUGUUUUCCAUAUCACAAGUUGUUAAGCAGUGUUAUGUAGGAUGAACUGUGGUUUUUGUUAAUAUUUGCACCUAAACAUUUUCUUUGUUAUGUUUUUGACUGUACCUUACAGCUGCUGAGCAGGGAAGGGUCCCUUGCCUACUCUUUCCCUCUUCCCUCUUAAGCCUUGUCACCACUUUUCAUCCAUCUGUUUUAACAAUUUGGAGGCUGUGUGUAACCUCUACUUCUGACAUCAAGAAGAAGAAGCAGGAAUUUGAGGUGGUAAGGUGAGGCAGGGAAAGUGAGCAGGACCAUUUCUUUAGUAACUCCAAGUUGCUUUGCGUUGGGUGUAGUAUGAAGUUGAACCCUAAGACCCCAAAUCCAUCAUCAUUUCAAACCUAGGUGAUUCUGGGUCAUGUCUGGAGCCACUUCUGACCUGAUGGAAUGACUUGUAGUUGGGGAACAGUGGCUGAGGAGAGUCAAGAGUCUGCCAGUGCUACAUGAUUACUUUUCAGAGAUGAAAAAUAGUUAGGCCUCAUUGUUGGUAUCCUCACUAUUGGAUUGUGUACAGCUUUAUAUUUAAUAAGGCGCUGAUAUAUUUUAGGGAAGGGGUAGUUUGAAUCACAAUCACAGAGGUAAGUAUAAGCAAGAUUUUUUUUGUAUACAUUUGCAUUUAGAAACCUGAAAUUCUGUAAAAGGAUUCAUGACUAAAGCUCACCGUUUCCAAAGUCUACAGUGUUUUUAAAUGAAAAAGUCAAUGAAUUCAGCUCCCAAGACAGCUUCUCAGAUUUCAUUAGAAUGAUGUGCAGAAAUGUCAUCAAAAUAGCUACAAUUUUGCAUGUAAAAGGUACUGUAUGUAUCACAGCAUCUUACGCAUGCAAAUCUUUAUAUGGUGUAUUAAAUAUGUAUUACAUCAGACUCCUGGGAUGCUUGAUUAGUUUUAGUGUCAGUUGGGUGUGGUUUAGCAGUUGGCUUUUGAACUCUUUUUUUUUUUUCUAGGAGUUCACAUUCCUGUCAGGAGAUGACCUGCAGCUUACCUUACUGGUACCUGGGACUGUGUGGGCUGCACAGUGAGUGGGAAUCAGCUCACGGAUCCUACGGGAUCCUAAUCUGGGGAGGGCGAGAGGGAAAGAGAGGCAGCCUGUUGUGGCACAGUUGCUAGACCUGCCCUGCCCGUUCUGGCAACAACCUGGCUUACCGAGAUCAGUCAUGAAACCACAGGCAAAGUCUUCUCUGAGGCAGGAGCAUAACUAUAGUGCUUCACUAAUUGCCUGCAGGACCAAGAGCCUUCAGGGUGUUACAUCUAUGUUUCUGCUUUGGGUUAGAAAUGCUAAUGAAAAUAAUAAUGAAAUCCUGUUUAAUAUAAUUUUGAUUUAAAAUGUCCAUUAUUACUGUACAGUUUGUUAUGACUCCUUUGUUAGAAGCCUGAUUAAAUUUACUAUGAUAAAAUAAUCUGAUUUUUCAAGUGUUUUUCUGCAUAUUAAGGCAUAAGCUUACAAUGGUAGAAUCAUAGAACAUCUUGAGUUGGAAAGGACCAAUAAAGAUCGUCGAGUCCAUCUCCCUGCUCCUUGCGGGACUAGCUAAAAGUAAACCAUAAUCCAUCAUCCAGAUGCUCCUCCAUUUCUGACAGGCUGGGUGCUGUGACCGGAGCACUUUGCUGGGAAUCUGUUCCAGUGACCGACCAUCUAAAGGUAAAGAACCUUUCCUGAUGUCGAAUCUGAACUUCCCUCGUCACAGCUUCAUUCCAUUUCCUCAUGUCCUGUCACUGGUCACCAGAGAGAGGAGAUCAGCACCUCCCCCUCCAUUGCUCCCCUUCAGAAACUUCUAGACUGCAACAUGAUUGUUCCUCAGCUUUGUUUCCUCCAAGCUGAACAAACCAAGUGACCUCAGCUUGUCCUCAUAAGUCUUGCCCUUGAGGCCUUUCACCAUGUUGUUUGCCCUCCUCUGGACACGCUCUAAUAGUUUUAUGUGCUUCUUACAUUGAGAUACCCAAAACUGCACACAGGGCUCGAGGUGGAGCUGCACGGGUGCACUGUAGACUGGGACAGUCGCCACCCUUGACUGUACGUGGUUGGCCCUUUUGGCUUCCAGGGCACACUGUUGACUCAUGUUCAACUUGCCAUCAUCCCAAACUGUGGGGCUGCUCUCCAGCCUCUUGUCUCCCCAGUUUGUGCAUGUAACCCUGUCCCAGGUGGGGAAUCCAGCCCUUGCUCUUGUUAAAUGUCAUAUGGUUGGUGACUGCCUGCCUCUCUAGUCUAUCCAGAUCUCUCUCCAAGUCCUCUCUGUCCUCGGAAUCCACAGCUCCUCCUAGCUCAGUAUCACCAGCAAACUUACCUAAUGUACGUAUGACUCCUGUGUCUAUAUAAAUUACGAGAACAUUAAAGAACACUGGCCCUAAAGUUGAGGCACCGGUGACUGGCUGCCAGCCUGAUGUAACGCCACUUACUGUCACCCUUUGAGCCUGAUCCAUCAGCCAAUAUUCUUGAGUUUCUGUAUAUUAGCUAGUAGGUCAAUAAUAGCUAAUAAGUUUCAAAAACUUGUUAGGCUGUCAUUAGCUUAAUCAGACUUCUUAAAAAAUAUGGAUUAAAUUUUACUUGUGAAUUAAGAGCCUUUAGAAUUCUUUUAUGUGCUGUUUCUGUGAAAGGUUUAAUACGUAUUUAUAAGUGAUAGGUAACUGGUUUUCCAUUUUAAUACGUGUCAUGUUGAAUAUUUACAUUUAGCCUUCUGUGAUGUAUGCUUGCUGUUGAUGUAAGUAAAAUAUUAUACCAAUUAAUCUAUUCAUUUCAGUAGGAAACACAGGUUUUAGUCUUUCCUGUAGAAACGAACAAACUUUUGAGUUUAUUCAUCUUGGUGUAAAAAGUCAUCCUUGCUUUUAUGGACACCCUUGAUGGGGCUCCUGGAAAGGGGUAGGAAGAGUAUUGAGAGUAUUGGUGGGAGGAAUCUGAUGCUAUGCUGGAGGAAUUAAUCUGCUUUGUCACCUUAAGAGCUCCUGGAAAAGAAAACACUUUACUCCUAGAGCUCCUUAGUGUGCAGAUACUCUUAAAAGAACAAAAAGGGAAGAGGAAGGAAAGGAGUGUGGAAAUUCAGAGCUGCUUGCUGUGGCUGGAGUGGUUCUGAACAGAUCUGUAACCUCGCUGGGUGAGUUGGUAGCUUUGAGUGGCAAUGUAAGCAAUUAGCAUGAAAAUCAGUGAUAAAACCACUAUGGAUAUAUGGAAGGAGCUCAUGCCAUGUAUCACAGAAGGGCUGGUUCCUUGCUACCCUGUUUUCUGUGCAGGGUUUCUUCUAUUGAUGAUGACAAUUCAGUGCCCUAAUAUUUCUCACUGUCACGAAGGAUGUACUGAUUUUGGCUGGGAUAGAGUUAAUUUUCUUUGUAGUAGUUAGUAUGAAGUUGUGUCUUGGAUUUGUGCUGGAAAUAGUAUUGAUAUGCAGAGAUGUUUUCGUUAUUGCUGAGCAGUGCUUACACCGCAUCAAGCCCUUUUCUGCUUCUCACGCUGUCCCACCAGCGAGUAGGCUGGGGCUGCACGAGAGGUUGAGUGGGGACACAGCCGGAUCCCAGCUGACCAAAGAGAUUCCUGUGCGCUCACAGCCCAGAAGAUCAACUGUAUCCUGGGCUGCAUCAAAAGAAGCGUGGCCAGCAGGGCGAGGGAGGUGAUUCUGCCCCUCUGUUCCUCUCUUGUGAGACCUCAUCUGGAGUAUUGUGUCCAGUUCUGGACUCCUCAAUGUAAGAAGGAUAUGGAACUGUUGGAACGGGUCCAGAUGAGGGGUACAAUGAU
Cuculus canorus (common cuckoo) is the source of this 7394-nucleotide messenger RNA. It is a transcript of the gene PPHLN1, whose product is annotated as periphilin 1. The record is from RefSeq and is a predicted model, not a curated record. The transcript is spliced from 11 exons. Gene Ontology annotation, biological process: protein localization to heterochromatin; negative regulation of gene expression, epigenetic; negative regulation of DNA-templated transcription. Lineage: Eukaryota; Metazoa; Chordata; Aves; Cuculiformes; Cuculidae. Gene Ontology annotation, cellular component: nucleoplasm. Bases 1745 to 3022 code for a protein of 425 amino acids.